GUCAUCACUGCCUCCAUCUGCUUAGCCUGCUACCCCGCCAUAAAGAAGGCAAUAACGGCCCUAACCCUUCUUACAUCUUACGUCCGACAAUUGGAAAUCACGUUGCAAGGAAAUAAAGAUUUCCUUCCAUUUGACUUUUAUAAAAAUAAGUCAACAUUGGUGAAACGGCGAAAAAGUGAUUUGCUUGUUGCCGCUAGUGAUUGCAUUCUUCCGACUAGGUCUUGCUAGUUUGAUAUUGUGCCUCCGGCAUCUCUAUGUUAAGGCCCUGCCGACUUAAAAUUUGCCCCUCGCCGUGGGUUUUGCACCGUUUUGCAGCGGCCAACUCCACCAUCUUUAAUUAACUUCCAGUCAUAUUGUGAAGCACACACACAUCUUCAUACCUUCAUAUUCAUAUUCUCUCGUACAACUUCGCCGAUUGUAACGAGGGAUUAUUAGUGUCUAAUAAUUAUCUAGGUAUUAGACAAUUAUUUUAUUAAAUAUUUAUAUUCCUCUAAUAUCAACAAGCCGCGACAUACCCAACCGCAAACAUGCCGCCUAAGAAGAAGGGAAAUAAAAAAGCAGCUGAUGACUGGGAAGCGGAAUUGGGCGAGUCGAUAGCACCUGCAAAUGGAGACGGCACCGCUCCUGCUGCUGGAACCCCCGAGGAGAAUAAUGAGGAGGGCGAUGCACCUGUUGGUGGCCUGAUGGCCAUGAUGAAGAAGAACAGGGAAAAGAGAAAGAAGAAGGGCCUGUCGGAGGACUUCGUUGACGGCGGCGACGCUUCCACCACCGAACCCACACCUGAUGUGGCAGCCAAAGCCCCCGAAGAAGCAAACAUAGAAGAUGAGUUCGCACUACCUGAAAAGAAAGGAAAGGGUGGAAAGCAAAAUAAACAACCAGCUGCUAAGGCUGCUGCGGCUGCGGCUGCGGCUGCGGCUGCGGCAGAUGGCGAAGAGACGGGAGAAGGCGGAAGGAUACUAACUAAGGCCGAGAAGGAAAAGUUGAAGAAGGAAAGAGAAAAGCAGAGGAAAAAGGAACAGGCCGCGAAGAAGAAGACACCUACACCCGCCCCUGCCCCUAAGGCUGCUGAGGCCACGAAGCCUGUCGUGGAAGAGAAGAAAGAUACCCCUGAACCAGCGCCAGCAGCCGAGCCAGCUGGAGGCAAGAAGGGGAAAAAACUCCCCCCACACCUGUUAGCUCUUCAGAAACAGCAGGAAGAGUUACGACGGCAGCGAGAGGAGGCCGAGCGUCUUGCGGUUGAAGAAAAAGCCAGAUUAGAAGCUCUCGAGCGGGAAGAAGCUGAAGCGGCCAAGCGAAAAGAGGAAGAGAAAGCUCGGAAGAAGCAAAAAGAGAAGGAAAAGAUUGAACAGCUAAAGAAGGAAGGAAAAUUCCUUACCAAGGCACAAAAGGAAGAGAAGGCAAGAAAUGAGAGAAAGCUUCAGCAGAUGCUUGCUGCUGGUAUUAAGGUUGGUCCUUCUGGAGACGGCGAGGAGAAAAAGAAGAAGGUCGUCUACGACAAGAAGCGUGGAAAGAAGAAUGAUCAAAAGGUCGACGAGGAAAAGGCCUUAGCCGAAGCUGCUGAACGAGCUAAACAACAGGCUGAAGCUGCAGCAAGGGAGGCUGAGAAAAAGGCCGCUGAAGAAGCUGCCAAGGCCGAGGCAGCCGCCAAAGCUGCCAAACAAAAACAAGCCGAAGAAGAAGAUAUUGAAGAGGAUUGGGAAGCCGCCGCUGCUGCUGAGGAGACGGAGAAGGUAAAGGAUAGCUGGGAUGCUGAAACAGACGAGGAAGGGGAGACGCCAGCAGCACAAGCCGAACAAGGAAAGGCUAUACCUUCUCGACCCAAACCUGGAUCUGAAGAAUCUGAAUCUGAGGAUGAAUCCUCUGAGGACGAAGUACAGACUGCGGCACAGGCUGCAGAAGCUCAGCGAAAGAAAGAGGCUGCUGAGCGACGGGAGAAGGCCCAUCAAGCCGCUUUGGCUGCAAGGUCCAAGGAUAACCUCCGUUCUCCAAUUUGUUGUAUUCUUGGACACGUCGAUACAGGAAAGACGAAGUUGCUGGACAAGAUCAGACAGACCAACGUCCAAGAAGGCGAAGCUGGUGGUAUUACACAACAGAUUGGUGCCACAUAUUUCCCUGUCGAUGCCAUCAAGCAGAAGACAGCUGUGGUCAAUCCGGAUGGUAAAUUCGAAUUCAAGGUCCCGGGUCUAUUGAUUAUUGAUACGCCUGGUCACGAGUCCUUCUCUAACCUUCGAUCCCGAGGUUCCUCGCUCUGUAACAUUGCCAUCUUGGUUGUUGACAUCAUGCACGGUCUCGAGCCUCAGACACUUGAAUCUAUGAAACUACUCCGGGAUCGAAAGACCCCUUUCAUCGUCGCACUCAACAAAAUCGAUCGACUCUAUGGAUGGAAGAAGGUUGAUAACAACGGCUUCCAAGAAAGUUUGGCACUUCAGAACAAGGGUGUUCAGAAUGAAUUCAGAAACCGAUUAGAGCAGACAAAGCUUGCUUUUGCCGAGCAGGGUUUCAAUGCUGAACUCUACUACGAGAACAAGUCCAUGGCCAGAUAUGUGUCGCUAGUACCAACCUCAGCUCACACCGGAGAGGGUAUUCCCGACAUGCUGAAGCUAAUCAUCCAACUAACUCAAGAGAGGAUGGUGGGAUCCCUCAUGUACCUAUCCGAAGUUCAGGCAACUGUUCUUGAAGUCAAGGCUAUCGAAGGAUUUGGUAUGACUAUUGAUGUUAUUCUAUCCAACGGUAUUCUUCGGGAAGGCGAUCGGAUAGUAGUGUGCGGUGUGGAGGGAGCCAUUGUAACCAACAUCCGCGCACUAUUGACGCCAGCUGUCAUGAAGGAAUUGCGCGUCAAGUCUCAAUAUGUCCACAACAAAGAAGUUAAGGCAGCCAUGGGUGUGAAGAUCAGUGCACCCGGUCUCGAGGGUGCUAUCGCCGGUUCGCGACUGCUUGUAGUUGGCCCUGACGACGACGAGGACGAUCUUGCGGAGGAGGUUGAGUCCGAUCUUAACAAGCUAUUCAGUCGCGUUGCCACAACUGGCCGCGGUGUCAGCGUGCAAGCUUCGACACUAGGUUCUCUUGAAGCGUUACUUGAUUUCUUAAAAGACUGCAAGAUCCCAGUGGCAAACGUUGGAAUCGGUCCUGUUUUCAAACGAGACGUUGUUCAAUGUGCAACUAUGCUUGAGAAGAACCCGGAUUAUGCCGUUAUGCUUUGCUUCGAUGUGAAGAUCGACAAGGAAGCACAAGCGUAUGCAGAUGAGAACGGUAUCAAGGUUUUCACUGCCGACAUCAUUUACCAUCUCUUUGAUGCUUUCACGAAGCAUAUGGAGGAGCAGCUGGAGAAGAAAAAGGAAGAAUCCAAGAUGCUUGCAGUCUUCCCUUGUGUCCUCAACACUGUGGCUGUCUUCAACAAGACAAGCCCUAUUGUUAUUGGUGUUGACGUGGUGGAUGGGAACCUCAAGGUUAAUACGCCAAUUGCUACCGUGAAACAAAACCCAACAACUGGCGCCAAGGAGGUCAUUAGCCUAGGCAGAGUGACAUCAAUCGAGAGAGACCACAAACAGAUACCGGUUUGCAAGAAAGGUCAACCCUCAGUAGCUAUCAAGAUCGAAAUGGGCGGUCACCAACCCACAUAUGGCCGACAACUAGAGGAGAAAGAUGUCCUCUACAGUUUAAUUUCCCGAGCCAGUAUCGACACACUCAAGGAGUUCUACCGCAAGGAAGUGUCGAACGAGGAAUGGCAACUUAUUAUCAAGCUCAAGCCUCUGUUUGAUAUCAACUAGAGCAAGUCGAGUGUGGUGUUAAUAGGAGAGAUUAGGACUGAGAUACGAAUGUGCAUUUAAGACGGCUCAUGAACACAUGGGAGCGUAGCAUUUUUCUGCUUGUAUUUUUGAAGUCGACGCCAGAGAGGGCACAAAACGGUGCGGUAUAUGGACUGGGUUCUCAAGCAUUCUAGAAUGAAGCACGAUGGCUCGAUCUCGACUUACCGGGAUUUAUCGUCUCAUAUGCGAUGUACUUCGUAGGUACUGGGGAAAAUUCAACCGAGUUUGCGGAUGCUUUUACGUCUGCGUUAAGUGAUAGCUAUUUCGACAUUGCUUUAUUGCUAGCAACCUUCGCAAGGAACUCCCUACAGGGCGCCUCGUAAUGUCUUAUCAGCCUUUAGCGUUUGGCCUUUAACCAGUUUAUAGGGGUCUUCCGUAUCUCAAGCACUUAGCAAAUGGGUAAGCUUCGUGUAUCCUCUGGAGUUAUGCUAGUUUUAAAAAAGUGGCCCUCGAACGUAGGAGCUGCCUAACCUAAGAUAUAAUAACAUGGAUGUUGUACGUAUCACUUAAGAAGCCGUUUCUUUUAAUAAUAUAUGUCUAAGACACGGUAGUGUUGC
Daldinia caldariorum is the source of this 4363-nucleotide messenger RNA. RefSeq lists its product as uncharacterized. The record is from RefSeq and is a predicted model, not a curated record. NCBI's taxonomy places the organism in Eukaryota, Fungi, Ascomycota, Sordariomycetes, Xylariales, Hypoxylaceae. The coding region runs from base 528 to 3767 and encodes 1079 amino acids. Gene Ontology annotation, molecular function: GTP binding; translation initiation factor activity; GTPase activity. The transcript is spliced from 4 exons.